Messenger RNA from Blepharisma stoltei, 222 nucleotides. The record is from the annotation of a GenBank genome assembly. Lineage: Eukaryota; Ciliophora; Heterotrichea; Heterotrichida; Blepharismidae.
AUGUCCAGCCUAGACAGUCAAAGAGAGCAUAUGCUAUCUAAUGGAAAGAACCAUAAGAUCAGAGGGUUACUGAUUGAUGAAGAAGGCAAAGGAGAGCCAGAUAUAGACGAAGACUUUGAAAUCGAAACAAAACUGAAUAUAGUGCAUUAUUUUUGCAUCUUUCUUGCAGUGGGGCUCGCAUUAUGCACAGUCUCAGCAACAAUCUACGCGUGGGUUGAAUAA